CCCAGGAAAUGGUGAUGUCUAAUGAGAUUAGCUUCCCAGCGAAGCUCAUCAAUGGUGGCGUGGCGGGGCUGGUGGGGGUGACCUGUGUGUUCCCUAUCGACUUGGCCAAGACCCGACUGCAGAACCAGCAUGGCAAGAUGGCCUACAAAGGAAUGAUAGAUUGCUUGGUGAAGACCACCCGCGCAGAUGGCUUCUUUGGCAUGUACAGAGGGGCAGCAGUGAACCUAACCUUAGUCACUCCGGAGAAAGCUAUCAAGCUGGCAGCCAAUGACUUCUUCCGAGAGCAGCUCUUAGAAGAUGGGUCGAAACACAAGCUGAUAAGGGAGAUGCUGGCUGGGUGUGGAGCUGGGGUGUGCCAGGCGGUGGUUACCUCUCCUAUGGAAAUGCUGAAGAUACAGCUGCAGGAUGCUGGACGUCCAGGUGAGCAGCACAGGACAUGCACAUCAGCAGCUUCUCCUGUCAGGCCCUAUACCACAGACUCCACCCCUAAGCGUCCUUCUGCCACUGUCAUCGCCUGGGAACUCUUACGUACUCGAGGCCUGACUGGCCUUUAUAGGGGUUUUGGUGCCACUCUCCUAAGGGAUAUUCCUUUCUCGGUCAUCUAUUUUCCUUUUUUUGCCAACCUAAACCAUCUGGGGAUCAAUGAAGCUACUGGGAAGGCCCCUUUUGCCCACUCAUUUGCAUCUGGUUGUUUAGCAGGUUCUCUGGCUGCUGUUGCAGUGACACCCUUGGAUGUUUUGAAAACACGAAUUCAAACUCUCAAGAAAGGUGUGGGGGAUGAAGCCUACGAUGGGAUCAUAGACUGUGCCAGGAAAAUCUGGACUAACGAGGGACCUGCUGCCUUCAUGAAAGGGGCUGGUUGCCGGGCCCUAGUCAUAGCACCUCUCUUUGGUAUUGCCCAAGGUGUCUAUUACCUUGGUGUUGGGGAAACCAUCUUAACAGUUUUCUUUAGAUCUAGCUAA
Molecule: messenger RNA, 962 nt
Organism: Trichosurus vulpecula (common brushtail)
Lineage: Eukaryota; Metazoa; Chordata; Mammalia; Diprotodontia; Phalangeridae
Gene: SLC25A18
Product: solute carrier family 25 member 18
Exons: 9
Coding region: 9-962 (317 amino acids)
Biological process (GO): malate-aspartate shuttle; L-glutamate transmembrane transport; aspartate transmembrane transport
Molecular function (GO): L-glutamate transmembrane transporter activity; L-aspartate transmembrane transporter activity
Source: RefSeq, a predicted model, not a curated record